Molecule: messenger RNA, 708 nt
Organism: Lodderomyces elongisporus
Lineage: Eukaryota; Fungi; Ascomycota; Pichiomycetes; Serinales; Debaryomycetaceae
Gene: GOS1
Exons: 1
Coding region: 1-708 (235 amino acids)
Biological process (GO): endoplasmic reticulum to Golgi vesicle-mediated transport; vesicle fusion
Cellular component (GO): Golgi membrane; SNARE complex; Golgi medial cisterna
Molecular function (GO): SNAP receptor activity
Source: RefSeq, a predicted model, not a curated record
AUGUCUUCAUCUUCAUUUUCCCAAAUAAGGUCGCAAGCACUCCAUCUAGAAAAGCAAACGGAGCAAUUGCUCUCGAAAUACUCCCAGUUUCAAAACACAGCCACUGCACAACAAUCGUCCCUUGAACCGUCAGAAGAUGAAACUUCUACAGAGACACAAAUUACAGAGAUACUCACUCGUCGCUCAGCCAUUGUCUCGAAACUAAACCGUAUAAGUGACUCGUCCGCACCAGAAGGUGGGGAACAACUCUCAACCUCAAAACUUCAACAAAUCAGCCGUCAUCGUGAAAUCUUACAGGAUCACACACGUGCAUUCCACCGAAUCAAAUCACAACUCGAGGAAGAGCGAAAUCGAAACAAUUUGCUUUUCUCGGUGCAAUCAGAUAUAUCGAACCACAAACGUCGAACUAAUCCCGGAGCAGCCACCAAUGAAAUUGAUCCAAACUCGUAUAUUUUGGAAGAAGGACAGCGUGCAGACUCUGCAAACACAUUAGCAGACAGGUUGUUACAAGGCGCACUUCAAACAAGAGACGAGUUGAUGAACCAACGACAGUAUUUGACGAAUGCUCAACUGAGAAUAUUUGGCGUCGCGUCAAGUGUCCCCGGUUUAAAUGUCUUGAUAUCAAAGAUUAAUACAAGAAGGAAAAGAGAUACAUUGAUCUUGGCCAGUAUUAUCGCAGCAUGUAUCUUGCUUUUGUUCUUUGUAUAA